UGUGGGAGAGCACGUCUGGAAUACUUGGACUGGUUUGGUUUGUUUUACUACUCAAACUGUCUUUGACUUGUUCGCUGUUGAAUUUGUACGAUUGUUGAACUUGUACGAUGCCUACACAAAGUUUGCCAAUCCGAGAUCCAGGCUUUUUCACGAGGUUACUGCAGCAAUACUUACUUUUAUUAAAGAAAUAUCCAAUCCUCACCAAAGCCGUGACAAGCGGCAUUCUCUCAGCACUGGGGAAUCUGCUGUCACAAGCACUGGAGUCAAGGAAAAAGGCGAAACAAGGAAGUCCAGCGAAGGAUGUUGACUUUAUCGGACCUGCACGCUUUGCAGUUUACGGGCUGUUAGUCACAGGCCCCGUGAGUCACUACUUCUACCAGGUGCUGGAGGUGCUUCUGCCGGCUACCGUGCCGUACUGCAUGGUCAAACGUCUGCUCCUCGACCGACUCGUCUUUGCCCCAGCUUUCCUACUGCUCUUCUUUUCUGUUAUGAAUGUGCUGGAGGGUAAGACACUGGCAGACUUUGAGAAUAAAGUGAAAAAGGGCUACUGGCCAGCUCUGAAAAUGAACUGGAAGGUUUGGACCCCAUUCCAGUUCAUCAACAUCAACUUUAUACCUGUGCAGUUUCGCGUGUUGUUUGCCAACCUGGUGGCCUUGUUUUGGUAUGCCUACCUAGCUUCUGUCAGGAAAUGAAAACUUACUGGACUGACUGUUCGACAGAACUUCGCACUGGUUGGACACAGCCCAGAAGAAGAUGUACUCCUAUCAAAUGCCUUGAAAACACAUGUGACCUUUGAUUAGAGACUUUCUAUACAAAGACAAACAUGAGCUGGGUGAAGACAACCAGUGAUUAAUUGCCCCAAUAAAAUUGUGUUAAGUCCUCUUGAGACAUAGAGAGAUUUUUUUUUUUCAACAGCUAAGAGCUAAGUAAUGUGUACUUCAUAGACACUGAAGUGUACUGAAUGAUGAUUUUAAUGGCUGUUUUUUGUUUUUUUUUAUUUAAAAAUUUGGUGCUUAAGACCAAAGAUACCACUAUAUGAAAUAUGACUGACUACAGUGUAACAACUGCCUGACUGAAGUGACUGAACUUGGAUUCGGUUCAGUUCAGUCGACUGUUGCUUUUUAUCCUGAAUGGAAAAGUUUAUUUUUGACUCACGUUCAAAAACUAAUAAAAGUUAUAGUGAAUCUAA
Molecule: messenger RNA, 1189 nt
Organism: Chanos chanos (milkfish)
Lineage: Eukaryota; Metazoa; Chordata; Actinopteri; Gonorynchiformes; Chanidae
Gene: pxmp2
Product: peroxisomal membrane protein 2
Exons: 5
Coding region: 108-692 (194 amino acids)
Cellular component (GO): peroxisomal membrane; cytoplasm
Source: RefSeq, a predicted model, not a curated record